UUGGCGUGCAUUGAGAAACGAAACAAACACGAUUAUUAUUAUGAAGAAAAAUGUUAAAGAUUUAAAAGAGUUAAAAAUGUUAAAGAAAACUUGUUGCUGUAUAUGCUUAUCUAUCAAUAAAAGAACUGUUAACAUAUUUCAUAGAACGGAUCUGCUUUACUUUUAUGAGCAACUGGCAAAUUAUAAGGUUAGGGACUGCGAGUGCUGGAUGUGUUACAUCUGCCAGACAAGACUGCAGCAGUGUCACCGGCUGCAGAAGUUGGCCUUACAGACACGGGGCCUUGUUGAUGGUCUCUGCCAGAAUAAGGCUAAAGCGCAGACUAAUAUCGACAUUGGAGCAAUUGGAUCUCUGUUAGAACUAUCAAUCUAUAAGAUGAAAAAUAUUUCCACAACACAUCCUACCGCAGAUAAUAUAAAAGAGGAGCCGGACAUAGAGUCUGAACAAUACAGUGAAGACGAAAUAAUUGAAGAACAAACUGUAGAAAAUACGAAUGGAGAAGAUUAUGUAUCCGUGAUAGAAUUUGAAGAUGAUGAUGUGCCGGAUAGUGAUGCUGUGUGCAAACAGGAACCAUUGAGCGUUGACCGCAUUGAUGCUUGGCAUGGCUCAAGGGUGCUUGAAUUGAAAUUAGUAAAGUUGAGUCAAAGUGUCAUUGACAAGUAUGUACGCCAAAGUCCCACCACGCAGCACACAGCCACAGAAGAACAUGUUGGGGGCAAGGGGAAGUGCGCUGGUGAACAGAGCGUAAAAAAUGACGACAAAAAGGCACAGUACAACAGUCAUAAGAAACAACUCAUCUGUAAUGUUUGCUUAAAAAUGUUUUCGACUAGAAGAAGCUUGCUAAGGCACAUCAGGACACAUACUGGUGAGAAACCAUAUACCUGCUAUACAUGCCACAAGAAAUUUAGAAGAAAAAACAACUUACAAGUACACUUGCUAAUUCAUACUGGUAUAUACCUAUAGCUGUGAUAUUUGUCAUAGGAAAUUCUCACAGUGUAGCUCCUUGAAAUCACACAAUAUGCUUAUUCAUACUGAUGACAAAUCAACAUUUGAGGUGCCAUAGUUUGACUUCAGGAUCCGUAUAGUCCACUUAAAAAAGAAGUUGUAGAGUGCGUGAGCUGCAACUAGGGAAUGCAAUACCGGGAUACCGGGAUCCCGAAAUACCGGGAUCCCGCAUGCAUUUUGC
This is a messenger RNA of Aricia agestis (brown argus), 1184 nucleotides long. Its product is annotated as zinc finger and SCAN domain-containing protein 4-like. NCBI's taxonomy places the organism in Eukaryota, Metazoa, Arthropoda, Insecta, Lepidoptera, Lycaenidae. Gene Ontology annotation, molecular function: DNA-binding transcription factor activity, RNA polymerase II-specific; RNA polymerase II cis-regulatory region sequence-specific DNA binding. Gene Ontology annotation, cellular component: nucleus. Gene Ontology annotation, biological process: regulation of transcription by RNA polymerase II. The coding region runs from base 41 to 961 and encodes 306 amino acids. The record is from RefSeq and is a predicted model, not a curated record. The transcript is spliced from 6 exons.